Messenger RNA from Papaver somniferum (opium poppy), 663 nucleotides. RefSeq names its product tropomyosin-like. The record is from RefSeq and is a predicted model, not a curated record. Bases 1 to 663 code for a protein of 220 amino acids. The transcript is spliced from 3 exons. NCBI's taxonomy places the organism in Eukaryota, Viridiplantae, Streptophyta, Magnoliopsida, Ranunculales, Papaveraceae.
AUGGAGGCUUUCAUGGACACCUACGCCGAUUUUCUCCCUCGCCUCUCAGCAUUCUCAGUCGAUGUUGGCUAUACCUUAUUCAAGGUUUAUAGAGCUAAGUGUACUCAUUUGAGUGCUCUAUUGGAACGUACCCGUCAAGAACAUGCCCUUGUUGUCUCACAGCAACCUUCGUCUAGUAAUGUUGCUACUUCUGCUAAGAUAUCUUCGUUGGAUGAGGAUCUGAGAAAGACUCACAGAUCCAUGGAGGCUUGUUUGUUGGCUCUUGAAAGAGCCAAUAAUGCUGCCAAAGUUGCUGAGGAUGGUCGUAAAGUUGCCGACUCUGCUUUAGCUGCUGAAUAUUCCAAAGCCAUAGGUCUCCAGGAGCAACUGGUGGGUGCAAACGCCAAGAUUACCCGUCUUGAAGGCCAGAUAUCCUCGUUGGAGAUUUCUCGCCAAUUUGAUGCUGCUGCUAAGUUUAAGUCCGAGGCGCUUCAACAAGCUAACGAUCAUCUUAGUGCUCAGAUGAUGGAGCUUCGUCAAAAGUCGGCUUCAGAUCUGGAGGUUCAAGCUUCUCAGAUGAAGGUGCAGUUCGAGCAUUCGGCCAUUGAUUAUAUCAACAAUGCCUUUGCAGAGGCUGAGCUCCAAGCCGAAGGAGUUGUCUUUCCUCGUCUUCCUUAUCCUUGA